CGAUGCGGUCCGUUUCUGCUCUUCUCCAGAUCACACCUGACUUGUCAUUCAAACCCUGUAAAGGGGACAAUAACAGGCACGCAAAACAAAGAUACAGACCUUAGAACAAGCUCACCCCAAUAACAGAGGAAUUGAAACAGACGUGUUUAAAAGAACGAAACAAAUGAAAACACAAGAAGAAAAACACUUCCUGACAUAAACCUCACAGUGCCGUGUUUGUGUUCAGUGGGAGAAGCGAGAGAAUUUCACCAGAUACCGACCCCUGGACAAAAACCUUCCGAAUUUCAUCUUGUCGGUGACAAAAAAAUAAAAUAAAAUUGGGGACGACUUUGAACCAAGUUUCUACAGCAGCGCAACAAAACAAAACUCAGCCAAAAGAAAACAGCUUAAGAAACAUGCGUGUGAAAUAAAGUGUGUCAGAAUAUUACUACACAAUAAUGUUGUGGUUGACCUGUUACUCGUGGCUGCCUGACUCAAAACCAUCGAGACAUAAUUGUGUGGUAAUAUAUUCUGACCCUGUGCAUCCUGUAGCUGAAGUGAAACUGCAAGAGAGGCUCAUGAGAAGUGUAGUUUUUUCUGGUUGUGAAUCUGUAGGCGUUCACAAUGGCCCUUUCCUUGUGGGUUUAAUUUCAUGAAACUUUCCUGGAGUAUAUAGUCUAUAACUAAGAGCGCUGUGAUGUGUAAUAAUAAUGAUAAACAGACAGACGAGUCUUUGAAUAUUUAGUGACUCCAGUGUGUAACGUGGUAUGAAUUUAAGAUUUCUCUUGUGUGUCGGUACAGAGAUGCAGACAGAGCGUGCAAAGAGGAUGGACUCUGCAGGAGAAGAAGCGUCCCUGAAUUCACCUGAGCUGCCCUGGAACCAGCUCUAUUUGAAGAGAAGGACCGAGUCCAGGAUCCAGUUAAGGAGGAGAGUGUGCUUCACUGGCCCUGCUGCUGCUGCUGUUACCGGGGUAUUGGCAAUCCUCAUACUGGCUGCUGGCAGCGUGAGCAGCGACAGUGAGUUUGUGACAGUCCCGAGCUCAGUGAACUGUACUGAGGGGCAGGACUGUAUCCUGAGCUGCACCUUCAACUACACAGCCUGGGAUGAGAAGUCAGGUGUGAUCUGGAGAAAAGCAGAAACGCACGACAUUGUUCACAGUAGUAACACGGACCGGCUUGAUGAUCAGCUCCCUCAGUAUGUGAGCAGGACCAGCCUGUUUGAUUCUGAGCUGCAGCGCGGGAACGCUUCACUGCUGCUGAGGAGAGUCAGGGAGGGAGAUGCUGGAGAAUACGAGUGCUCUGUUUCCACUCCCAGACUGUCCAGGUCGGGCCUGACUGAGGUAGUCGUGGUUCCGGCUCCACCCACAACAGCACCAGAUCAUGUGACAGUCCCGAGCUCUGACCGACACGCCUGGUGGGUUUCAGGAGCAGUUCUUCUUUGUGUGAUUGCAGGGCUCUGUGUCGGUCUGUGGCUCUAUAAAAUACGCGCGGGUCACAGGUGGAAGUCCAGCAAGGCUUCUAGUCCAGCACAGGCAGUGUCGUUAUCAGAUGUGAUCGUGAAGCCCAGUGAAGCCAGACCGCUCCCCUGCACUGCUCAAUAUAUCCAGUUUAAUACAAGCUCCCAAAACUAAAUAGUCACUUUGAAUUAGGAAACGUGAUCAGUGUUGAAGAGAAGUUUUUUAAAUCACAUUGUUUCCUACACAAUUGAACUAUAAUCUGUACUCUCGUUGUCUUUGCACGAUAUCAGAACAAUCCAGCAAAGAGAUACAGUAGUUUAUUCAACAUGACAUUAACCUCUUCAGCUCCAGGAUGCACAUCAAAGGAAAGAGCACUUGCAUUACCAUGCUUUUAAAAUUAACUAUAAAAGCAAUAAGUAUUAGCUUUAUCAAAACAUAUUUUAUUUAUU
Molecule: messenger RNA, 1885 nt
Organism: Acipenser ruthenus (sterlet)
Lineage: Eukaryota; Metazoa; Chordata; Actinopteri; Acipenseriformes; Acipenseridae
Exons: 2
Coding region: 747-1610 (287 amino acids)
Biological process (GO): T cell costimulation; negative regulation of T cell proliferation; cellular response to lipopolysaccharide
Cellular component (GO): external side of plasma membrane
Source: RefSeq, a predicted model, not a curated record